Hypoxylon trugodes is the source of this 1597-nucleotide messenger RNA. RefSeq lists its product as uncharacterized. The coding region runs from base 127 to 1377 and encodes 416 amino acids. The record is from RefSeq and is a predicted model, not a curated record. The transcript has 8 exons. NCBI's taxonomy places the organism in Eukaryota, Fungi, Ascomycota, Sordariomycetes, Xylariales, Hypoxylaceae.
GGCUUGGUCUAAAAAUUUGGUGCUGAAUUCUUAUCACAGUCUAAACCUCGCCUUCGCUCCAGGUCUUUUCUGGGAUGCUUCAUAACUAGUCGAUUCAAUGAGAGUAGCUUUAGAAAGCUUGUCGACAUGGUAUCACCAAUGUUGAGCUUUCUAGAGUUCUCGGUGUCUCAAUUAGUUCUUCUCACGAUCCUGUGCAUUGGCGCCUAUGCGUGGCUUUUCCAAUAUGUUACACGGCGUCGUGAAAAGCGAGAAAAUCUUGAUAAAAUCACUGUUUUCGCAGAUUACAACCAGGUAUAUCUAGACAUCGUUGCCGUUCACGGCUUAGGGGCGCACCCAUAUCACAGCUGGAAAACCAGUGGGGCACCUCCAGAUUCUGACUCCGACCUGAAUUCUAGUCGAGCGAUCAAAAGGGGUGCGACGGCAAUCAAUUGGCUUGAACAUGAAGACUUCUUAAAGAAGGAUUUUAAAAAUGCCAGAAUUUUAUCAUUCGGCUAUAAUGCCGACUGGUUCAUGGAUGCUUCAUUAUCGACAGCCCCGCAAAAGGCUGUGAUGCUCUUGAAGACACUCUCGGAGUUCAGACAAACAAGCGGGAAAACGCCCCCUAUCCUUUUUAUCGGACAUAGCUUUGGUGGUAUACUCGUUAAAUAUGCAAUUCACGCAGCACAUUCAGAUCCGCGAUUUGAAGAAAUCAACCGUAAUACUGCAGGUGUUAUCUUUUUAGGGACACCCCAUCAAGGCUCGACUGUAUCUUUAAUCGGCGAGAUUCUUGCUCGACUUACCCCCUUUUUAGGAUCUGAUACGACAUUGAUAAAGUUUCUAAGCCAUCGCAGCUCAGCAUUAUUGGAUUUGAAGAGGGACUUCUCUGCUACCAUGACUUCCAUAAUGACCCAAAGACCCCUGCCAGUAUAUUCAUUCUACGAAACGUUGCCAACAUUUCGUUAUGGUGUCUCGCUCGGCGUGAUUGUAGGGCCCGAGUCAGCUACUCUCGAUAUUGGAGAGCAUAUUCCAAUAAAUACGGAUCACUCCGGUCUGAAUAAAUGCAGAACGAGAGAGGACGAGCUCUAUAGAAAGAUCAGGGGCGCAAUACAAGGUGUCCAGAACACCCUUCGAGAACAGUUAGAUCCAAUAGCCAAAUGGAUUAUGGCGUCUAACAAUCCCGCACACGUAUACAAAUACCGAUUAGACCAUGAACGAGCAAGAGAGAAACUCAGUAGUUAUCCAGAGUUAGGUAAAUGGCUUAUCGAGUCUCCUGCGUUCUCCAAAUGGGGUGAAUUUUCCCAAACUUCAUUUCCGACAUUUUGUUUGCGGGGUGCAGUCGGUACUGGUAAAACUUCACUCAGAAGUCGUCGAAUGGUUUUGCAAGCACGAUCGUCUUAAAGAGUCUGACAAAUUGGUUUAUGUCUACUGCGCCCACGACGGUGAUGUAGGGGGCUGCCUGGACUCGGUGUUGCGCUCCCUUAUCCUCCAACUCGCCAUAUCAAAUAACGGCAUUUCGGUCCAACAGCCGGUGACUGACAAGUUCAAUUCCAGAGGAAAAUCUCAAAAACUGCUUUUAGAUGGAAAAGAAGACGAAUUGCUUACACAACUUUGCAGCCCU